Molecule: messenger RNA, 6232 nt
Organism: Topomyia yanbarensis
Lineage: Eukaryota; Metazoa; Arthropoda; Insecta; Diptera; Culicidae
Gene: Bsg25D
Product: blastoderm-specific protein 25D
Exons: 7
Coding region: 873-4925 (1350 amino acids)
Biological process (GO): microtubule anchoring at centrosome
Cellular component (GO): centrosome
Source: RefSeq, a predicted model, not a curated record
CGGAGCAAACUCGGAUCGUAUUCGUCAUAUCUCUAAUAAAGAAGAGAAAUUUUAUAAUAAUAAUCGUUGUUUGGAUGCUGUAAUCCAAAGUUGCUUAAAAAUUAGCUAUUGCUGUUUUCAACCAGUGUGUUGUCUGUGUAAAUGUGAAGUUGUGGUAUGAAUUAACAAAUGUGAAAAAAGUGAUGUUCAAUCGUGUAGUUAAGUUUCGCAAAAAGAUUUCAUAAGCUGACCACUCCAUUAUUGGCACAUUCACGAUCACACAAUAGAUUGCAGUCGGGCAGAGAACAAUAGUCUUACACUGUUGUAAUCCGCACCCUUUGGCACUGUCAUAGCUGAAUAUUACGGGAUCCGAUGGAAUAGCGGAGAAAAAUCGAUUUUUUGCUGUGUGUCAUUGAGGCAGUUAGACCUUUCCUUUUUCACGUUUUAUUAUCGACUACCGAGGUUGUUUGUGGCGAGAGUGCAAGGUCUUCGGAAAUGGUUCCACUUUGUAAUAAAUAAUCCAUUUUUGUUGUAGCUGGUUUGCGUGUGAAGAAUGUCACGGGGCCAAUAAAAAUUAAUCCACAAGUUUGGCUAAUUGAAUGUGUGUCUGUGUAUGGUCCAAAUACCGUGUAAGAAGAGAGUAACAAAGUCAGGUUAAAAUGCUUGUAUGUUCGGCGGCCACUCCGUUAUGUAGAAACGAAAAGAAGCUAGCAAGUGUAAAAAUUCAGGCAAAGAAACAUCAGCCUGCUGUCGUAUGUUUGGAACUAGUGUAAAGAAGAGAAGAAAAAAGCAUCAGCUAGCGCCAGUGUGCUUUGCAUGAGAUCCCGCUGAAUCGACCAACCGACCGCAUAUUAAGUAGAUCAGCAGAGUGAAACUAAAAAUUCGUCCAGGAAAUGGCCCUUUCCUCCGAUCCAUACGAGCAGAGGCUGUAUCAUAUGUUUCAGGCACACGAUGUCACGUCCUGCGGUAGAUUGGACCGGGAAGCACUGUUGAAACUAUGUCUGACACUAGAAUUGAAGGAACGUGGCCAACUGCUGGUCAAAUGUUUACUCAACGAGGAAAAGAUUCGUGUUACAUUCAAAGAGUUUCGAGAGGGGCUACUGCACAUUCUCGGCGAAGAAGAGCAUGCAGGUCAGCGGCAGAAACCAGGAUCCGCAGCGGAUCAGUUAGAUUCAUCUGACGGCCAGAAUGUGUCAACAGGUUCACCCACGGCUGUAUCACCGAGCACCGCCUUCUCCAGCGGCAGCAAUAGCAGCUCGGUCUCAGCGGGUAGCAUAAUUUCCAACACAUCGAAACAUCCUCAUCACCCUCAUUUUACCUAUCAACGCCAGGCAGAAGGCAAAGAUGCUCAUCGAGGAGAGAGCAAAUCAGUCGGUAGAGUUGUCACCAACAAAAUCAGUAGUAUAGUGCCAUCCUGCAGUGAGCAAGACAUCGUAACGACAACACCAACUACUACUAGUUCCACAAAUCCGAUAACAACCGCAUCAGAUAACGAGAAUGAGUCAUCCGAUCGGGAAGUAUCACCAAAGUUCAUAGUGGGAACCAAAAAGUAUGGUCGCCGAUCACGCCCUCGGGAUGAUAUCAACGGAUUGGAUACAUCGUCUGAUUUGAGUAAUUCGGAUAACGAGUCUGUUCCCCCCUCGCAGCAGAGAAACCCGAACGGCAACAACAAAAACUCCUCGAAAGUGCAGCGAUCUGUAUCGCAAAGUGACAUCCACGGCACGAAACGACGUCGACCGAUGAGUGGAGCUAGGCUCAAACGUUGCGUUUCACUACCGACACACCGCCAGCGACCGGAUGUUGCCCAGAGCAAAUUGAACGCCAAAGCCGUUCGAGAACAGUUCACUAUGGACGAUAAAAUCGACAAAAAGAUUUACUUCCUCAGGUUGUCGGAAAAUUUGCGCGACAUUUGGGAUUCUCUGGUCGGUGGUGGUCAUGGUGCAUUAUUGAAUCAAUCCCAGCUUGAGGUCGUUUGUGAACGGGUUGGCCUGCAGAAGCUUCCAGCCAAGCUGGCCGCCCAGGAAGUGUUUUCCAAGCUGUCUUUACAAUCCAUCGAGGGAAUCAGUUUCGAAGAGUUUAUUGCGCUGCUGCAAAGUGACACGGAUAUCCUUCCGAUCGGUGACGGGGGUAUGGAUGGUGUCGGUGGAAGUACGAAUAAAGUUAUUACCGAAAAUAAGUGUGCUGUCGCAACGCGACUGUUCGACGAGAGUGACACUUUCAAGGCUCAGGAACUGGAUCGCGACAGUGUGGAAGAGACGGUCGGAUUCAGCGUGCAAAUGCCAGAUUGGACCGCGGAGAUCGGGUCUCUCUCGUCGGCUAUUAUAGUUGAUAUGUGGGAGUCGGCUGGUAUCGUAGAUGCGAGGAAUUUGCUUCAGGAUCUCGGCUUCUACGACGAGGAAAUUCAAGUGACAAAUUUGAUUACUGCGUUGGAGGACGAACAGCAGCGGUUGGGCGACAGCAACGAAACGUAUGUUAUUGUGAAGGCCUCUCUCGCGCUACACAAAGCCGAAGUUGGCGCUUUGCGGCAGGCCUUCGUUCAACUGGUGGAGGAAAACAAAAAACUCUACGCAGAUAACAAGGAGGUUAACCAGCGGGCUCUGCUGAUCGCACAGGAAGUGGACGAACGGCACAAUUCGUUGGAAGCCGCCACAAGGAAUAAAAUCCGUAUGUUGGAGCAGCGUCACAAUGAAACGAUCAAGGAACUGUCUUCUCAGCUGGCACAUGAACGAGAGCAGCUGUCAAGCGUCAGCACGGGCAUGGAGAAGCGUAUCCGCGCUCUGGAAACGGAGGAAGCUAAACAGAAGGCCGAGAUCGGUCGACUGACAGCGGAAAACAAAAGCUUACAAGUUGAGCAAGAUAAUCUGACUAAGGAGCUGACAGAUAUGCUUGAUAAGAAUAUUAAGCUGAAUAAUCAUAUGGCUGAAUUGGUAGAGAAUAAUCGAAAUGAUUUCGAUGACGGAAUCGGUGGAAAGGAUGAUCCGGAAGUAUUAGAGCUAAGUAAUAAGAUUUCACUGUUGAGGCUUGAGAAUAAGGAUUUGAAAGAUAAGAACGAUGAGUUGAGUGCUGAAAUUGAAUCAUUAAACUUCGAGUUGACCAAAUUUAAGUUGAAGAGGAGUAGUGUUAACAGGACCAGCACACUGGAAAUGUCUCCGGUGGUGCUGGAUACGACCGGGUGUGUCGAGGAAAAUGCAAGUGCAGCUAGGAAGCGGCAAGGUGAUUCACCCAGUAAAGCGCGACUCUCUGACGAAAGUCCACGCCUUGGCAAAUUCCGCAAGUGCAGCAAUGAUUUGGAAAAUGAGUCGGACUCGAGCGGAGACUGGAUGGCCCUCCAAUCUGAGUUGGGUAUACAAGAUGAUAGUGCAAUAGCAUCCUGCGGUAUUUCGCAGGAUUACUCCAACAUUAAUGAAUCCACCUCUAAUGAUAAGGAAAUACGAAAGCUGAAGGCGAAGAUUGCUGAAUUGGAGAAGAGAUUGGAGGAAAGAAGUGCUUCUACUAGCGAACAGAUUGAAAGUGGAAGCCAGGGUGCUCCGGCGGAUCAGGAUUUAACAGAGCAUGGUAAAUUGAAGGCUCGAUGCGAUGAGUUAGAAGCUAGUUUGGAACAAAUGAGUAAGGAGUACGAAGCUUGUGAAGAUUAUUGGCAGAACAAAGUCAACGAAGAACGUCAACUGUUUGAGGAAGAACAACGAAUUUCUGAUGAUAAAUUCAACGAACUGUUGAAGAAGAUGGCCGAGUAUGAGGAACAGUUUGCCGGACAAGGAAGCAGCAAAGUUGAGGAUGGUAGGCUUUCGCCUAUCGAGGAAAAAGAUAUUCUCGAACAGCAGUAUCUGGAUCUGGAGCUGGAACUGCAGCACGCUCAACUGAUGCUUGAGGAGAAGAGUCACGAAGCUGAUAAACUUCGUAGUCGAAUUACCGAGUUCGAACAGUUGGCUAAAUAUUCGUCGGAAACAAUGCUUGCCACACCACCCCGGGUAGACACUCCGGAAAUGGAUAGUCCCGCGAGUUCGCCUAUUAGCUAUCUUAUGAAACAGAGCACCAUACAAGCACCGACUCGAGAUUAUCAGAAUCCCAACUGGUGUCAGCCUUUGAGUAGUGGUCCGGUUGAAGCAAUCAACAGUAUCGGCCAGAACGCUCCCCGUUCACCAAUUUCGCAUGCGGCGAUCGGGGGGGACGAGCUGAGCGUUGAUGAUGAUCCCGGCUUCAACCGUACCAUUUCUCCCAUUCAGAAACCGCUGAUGACGGCUACGGCCGCUACUUCGAAUAGCGAUGUGGCUUUCUGUGGAGGUGAACAUCAGGAUUUGGUCGAUUGCUCGGAUGUCUGCUCGAUUAAAUCUGCUCGGAGUGCGCACAGUUUGGCCUCCACACACAGCAUUCACAAAUCCGUAUCCCAAACCGAUGUGGCGAUGGUAAACCAAGAUCAACUGAAACCGUUACGGCUUAUGCAGCUCCAGCUGCAGGAUGAGAUCAAAGAACUAACACAACAACGGGACUGCUUGAAAAUGGAAUUUCAGCAGCUGUAUGAAGCGAAACCAAUACUGGCUGAAGCUUACACAAAGCCAGCCCAUCCGAAUCAGCGACAGAAGAUUCAACAUCUCGAGCAGAAAAUUCGGCAACAGCAGGCAAUGCUGAAGAGGCAACAGAUUUAUACGGAAGAUGUCCUGUAUCAAAUUUGGCAACAACAGCGUAACGAAAUCACUGAUUUACGCAAACAGUUAGAGGACCAACGCGUGCUAUUAUCCGAACAGGCGAACCGAUUGGCCAACAACGAUAGAUUGGCUGCGAAAAUGUACCUAGAGAAUGCGCAAUUGUUGGCAAAGGUGCACCGGUUGGAGCAGCAGAAAGUGCGUGCCCAGAUGAUGCAGCAGCUUUCGCAAGCGACGGCCAAUGUGCACCACCAGGCGGCGCAUCAUCAGAGUCAGCUCAGUGGAAUCGUGCCCGGUUUUCCCUAGUAUGCACUGUCGGGCCAGGGGAGUGUUUUAAUGUGUCAUAAUCGUAAGGUUGGGGUUUUAUUUUUGAGUAUCUACGAACCAUUGUUCUAUUGCUGGAAUCUUCGUGUCGCUUGGAGAAGCAAAAAGAUAAUGGUCAUGUUCCAAUUAUCGAACUAUUUCUAAAAAAAACGCACCAAAUUUAUUUAUUCUACUUAUUUGUAUCAAACUUGCAGACGUGAGAUCUGCAGAUUCUGCAUGUUGGAGUAAAAUACACAUAAUUUAUUUUAUACCUGAUUAGAUAGAAUUAAUUCCAUCCAGCGUUGUUGUAGCAUAUAUCAAAUUGUUGUAAUUAAUUUGUUUCGAGCAAACAUGCCCGUAUAUUUCGUCUAUUUCAACUAUGCUUGAAAAAUGUGCAAAAGCAACCUGAUAUAGUUAUUUUUUAAUCGAAACUAAAUCGCCUCAAAUCGACUGAAUAAUACAGCGGGCGAAAUUCUUUUAGCGCAGGUUCAUUUUGUUUUUCACGCAAAAUUUGUUAUUAAUUGAAAGCUCAAUAUUUUUAGUUGAAAGAUUGUUUGCAUUAAGAUUGUACAAGAACAUAAAAAGUUUAACAUGAACUUCAGUUUUUACAAAAUGCCGUGGAAAAGUUUUGAGACAGGAAAACAUAAAAUCCUUUCAUAUUUAAACGACAAUGCAGCCAAUAUUAAUUCAAUUACACGAAUAAUUGUACAAAUGGAAUGCAAAUAACAGUUUUACAAAAAACAGUGAGCUUUCGUGCAUUAACUAGCCAACAAAGUGAACGUGCGAAUUUGUAGGAAUUUCGCCCAUAAUCAUGGUACUAAAAUGUAAAAGACAAUUUGAUAAGUUCUGUGAUGAUUAACCAGCAGUUUUUGGUUGUUUAUACCUACUAAUAUAACAUCACGAUAUGAUUGUAAAUGAUUCGUUGGAAGAAGCGAUCGCUUCUACAUCGUGCUACGAAUUGGCCUUAUUGCGAACAGUUAACCGUCAUUGGUUUUUGUACGAACAUUGUGAGAGAGAAUUUCAAUGUAUGGAUUUACAGCACGUAUUUCACUAUUCGAAAUUGGGUUCCUACGUAGUAGUGGACGUGGCAUGUUCGAAAGAAUUGUAGCCUACUCCUACCACCCGCAGAGGAAACAUGCACGCCGAAAAAGAUACCUAUGCUAAAAUCAAUUAUGCUGUAGUGAUUCGAAGAAAAGAGAUUGGUAUGUUGUCGUUAGUGUUAUUAUAGCUAAUUAGGGAUAAAAUAAUAAAAGACAUAUGUAGCUAUCGUUAGAGCAAUCACCUGUGAAAAUAAACGGUAUCUAAAAAUA